Gavialis gangeticus (Gharial) is the source of this 1197-nucleotide messenger RNA. It is a transcript of the gene NUDT13, whose product is annotated as nudix hydrolase 13. The record is from RefSeq and is a predicted model, not a curated record. The transcript is spliced from 9 exons. NCBI's taxonomy places the organism in Eukaryota, Metazoa, Chordata, Crocodylia, Gavialidae. Gene Ontology annotation, molecular function: hydrolase activity; metal ion binding. The coding region runs from base 152 to 1177 and encodes 341 amino acids.
GGCAAGUGAGCGCGGCGGGGACGUGGCCAGCGCGGGGGCCGGGCAGUGCCGGAGCCAGCUUCCUUUAUAUAGAACCCAUUUGUGAAGAUUCAUCCCAUUACAUGCAUCCUACAUCCUUUUAGGCGGAGGGAGCUUCUCUCAAGAGCUGAAAAUGGCUAUGCUUUAUCAAGCUGUAUAUAGAAGAGCUUCCUUUCUGUGGUGCAGGCUACACUCUACCUACGUUAGAAAAAUACGAUACUUAUUUGAGCUAAAGGAAGAUGAUGGCCUUUGUAGGCAAGCCCAGAACUCAGGAACUUUCUACCUCUUUCACAAUCUGUUUCCUUUCCUGCAAAAAGUUGGAAGCAAACAUUUGGCCCCACAGAUAAGUGCAUCAGAACUGAAGAGGAUUUUGAAGAAGUUCCAACAGAAUGAACAAAAACUAGGGGAUUCAGUGCUGAUUGGCUGUUCAGAUGAAUGCAUGGCAUACUUUGCCCUGGAUUUAGGUUCCUUGGAAAAAGUGGACAUUGAAUCUGAACUCAAAGGAUCAUUUACUGAGUUACAGAAAGCUUUCUUCCAGCUAGAUGGGAAGGAUGCCCCCUUGCUGUUCUUGGCUCAAGCUCUCCUUCGCUGGCAUGACACUCACAAAUACUGCAGCAAAACUGGCCAGCCUACUCAGAAGAACCUUGCUGGCAGCAAGCGUGUUUGUCACACCAACGGAAUAAUUUAUUAUCCACAGAUGUCCCCAGUAGUUAUCACUUUGGUGUCUGAUGGGAGCCGGUGUCUUCUUGCACGGCAGGCGUCGUUCCCUCAGGGGAUGUACAGUGCUCUGGCAGGCUUCUGUGAUGUUGGUGAGACACUGGAGGAGACUGUCUGCCGGGAGGUGGCAGAAGAAGUGGGAUUGGAGGUGAAGUCAGUGUGGUAUUCUGCUUCUCAGCACUGGCCUUUUCCCAACAGCUCGCUAAUGAUAGCUUGUCAUGCUAUGGUGUGGCCACAACAGAAUGAGAUCAGAGUGAACAAACUGGAGCUGGAAGCAGCCACUUGGUUCAGCCUUGAAGAGGUUGUGGAGGCACUCAGAAGGGAACCCAGGCCUAUGAAACAAGAAGGUGGCAGGUUCUCACUCUGGCUGCCUCCAAAGUGGGCCAUAGCCCACCAACUGAUUCAGGAAUGGGUUAAGCAACAGAGCACCAUGCCUGCUUAGCCACAGUCAGUCUAUUGAGA